AUGCCAUUGGAGGACAUAUUAAGGAAAGCCAACACGGAGCAGACUUACGAUACGCUUCUGCUGCUGAGCCAUAGCAGGGAGUCGGAGUGCAUGCUGCAUAGAUUAUCUGCAGGAAUUGUGCCAGUGCUGCAGUUUAAUGAGGACGCAAGUUACUAUUUAAGCGGCAGCUUCAACAGUGAAAUGCUGGCUGUGGUGUGCAUCAGCAAAAACGAGAAACUGAACGAGGAGUUGUGGAGUGGGUUGGCCAGGAAUUUGCAUAACAUGCGACGAACACGCGUCGUGUUGAUUUUGCCAGAAGGAGGACUCAAGGAUCCCCUACAACAAAUUGCUAAAAUGUCGAGGCGACACAAAAUUCUGCGUGUUGUGGUUCUGUGGCAACCGGCCGCAGGCAAUGAAACCUGCACUCUUCAACGAUUGCAUCCCUUUCCCAAAGAGCACUUUGUUCAGUUGCCUUGCAUCGGCAGCGACCCAAUGUUUAUCAAAAUUGACAACUACUAUGGAAAGUCGGUGUACACCAUGCCCGAUCAAAUAGUGUCUCGCUCCUUUGUCUAUAAGGAUCCUAAAACGGGAAAGCACCUACUGAGCGGCUAUAUAGCCAAACUCUUUCUGGAAUUUAUACGCUGGCACAAUCUCACCCUCAAGUGGCAAUCUCCAGAUUUGCUGGGGAAAAAGAUUCCGCUUAUCGCGCUGCGUAAUCUAACACUUAAUGGCAUUCUCGAUAUGCCCAUCAGUCUGAGUGGUUUCCAGCUACCGAGCGCCAUCGGCGUAUUCUCAUAUCCGUUUGAGGUCUCCAAAUGGUUCGUCAUGGUACCUUGUCCCAGGGAAAUAACCACCGCCGGUAUUUAUCUGAUGGUAGCCAGUUCAGGAAUUCUGGUUAUAGUAGUAGGCUUCUAUUUUAUAUUUUCCCUGCUGGACACAAUCUUCGGCUGUGUGUUGCUGCAUCGCAGAUUGGACUGGAGCAGUUUGCUCUUCAAUGAGCGCGUCAUAUCGGACAUUAUGGGCCAGUCCCUUCUUAUGCGAGCCCACAAUCAUCUUAGCUCACGAGUCGCUAAUGCUCAGCUCUUCCUGCUCGGUCUCCUAGUGAGCACUCUCUUUGCGGCCUUCCUUAAGACGCUGCUCACAAAACAUCCGACAGAGCCGGCAAUUGAGAAUUUCCAACAACUCCGAGAUGCACCGAUUCACAUCUACUUUGACGAGACCGAACGCUUCUACUUCGACUCUUUCAGCGGCUAUCGACCGGUGGAUCAGAUCAGAGACCGCAUUGAGUAUCUCAAUUCGAAUCUGUUCUAUAGCAUGCGCAGUGACUUGAAUCAGUCCAAUGCGUUUUCCAUAAGCUACUCGGAAUGGGUUAUCAUAGCCAAGCGCCAACAACUUUUUACACGCCCCGCCAUGUGUUAUACGCAUGAGCUAAUAUUUGGCCAUCAUUUACUCAUGUCUAUAGCCAUGGAAGCGAACUCGAUUUACGAACAGAAUCUAAACCGACUAAUACAUCAAGUCCACUCAUCAGGUCUAACGCGCUUUUGGAGGGACCAAACAGUUCGGGAUUUGGUCUCUGUAGGUCUCAUUUCCCUCCAUGAGCCCAAUCCGAUCGUUGCCUUCCACGAACUUAAGUGUGAAUCCUAUGAUAAGUCUUUUGUGGGCUUCAAGGAAUGCAAACUCAAGGUAAUAGGACGUGGCAUCGUAGGACUCUAUUUACACGCAGAACUCUUCCAGUUGCCCGUUACUAAUGUCACUCUUAAUUUGAGCUUAUGGCGCAAAUAUAAUGGGUAUCGCCCCUUUUUGUACAAUAAAACGGUCGAUGUUUGUCAGUUUAGUGCGAAACGAAAUCCGGGCCCGUCGUUUGUCAAAGUCUUUUUCGAUAUGCUAUUGGAAAAUUCAAAUAUUAAUCACACUUGUCCCUACGAUCACGACAUCAUUGUAGAACGCAUGGUUUUUCUGGAUAAGUACCUAAAACUAAUGCCAUUACCUGCUGGCGAAUAUAAAUUUCAAAUCAAACUUGCCGCCUACAACGAUUGGAAGGCGGAUGUCAAUGCUUUUAUAUUGCGCACUGAGUAA
Messenger RNA from Scaptodrosophila lebanonensis, 2055 nucleotides. RefSeq lists its product as uncharacterized. NCBI's taxonomy places the organism in Eukaryota, Metazoa, Arthropoda, Insecta, Diptera, Drosophilidae. Bases 1 to 2055 code for a protein of 684 amino acids. The record is from RefSeq and is a predicted model, not a curated record. The transcript is spliced from 4 exons.